This is a messenger RNA of Haliotis rufescens (red abalone), 3784 nucleotides long. Its product is annotated as transient receptor potential cation channel subfamily V member 5-like. The record is from RefSeq and is a predicted model, not a curated record. Gene Ontology annotation, biological process: calcium ion import across plasma membrane. Gene Ontology annotation, cellular component: membrane. The transcript has 20 exons. The coding region runs from base 163 to 2559 and encodes 798 amino acids. Gene Ontology annotation, molecular function: calcium channel activity; protein binding. Lineage: Eukaryota; Metazoa; Mollusca; Gastropoda; Lepetellida; Haliotidae.
UCAUAAAUGGUUUAUUGUGUCGCUGAUAAGACCAUGUCUAUUGUGGACUUGCCUUCAAAUACCUCUUAUGCAACACCAUACAUAUAUUCAGAUCCUGGUUUUGGGAAAAGAAUCUGGAUCUAAGAAAACUGAAGAUCUUCCAACUCUCCGGUGUGAGUAGACAUGGCUGCCACCCAGAACAAGGCCCUGCUGCGGUACUUCUCCAAGCUGGGAGGAUCACGAGAACCCGAGCUGCUGCCUGAUGUGCCUGACAUAGAUGAGCUGAUUUCUGCAGGAGCUGACAUCAACUGCAGAGACAAGUACGGACAGACCACCUUACACGAGGUAGCCCGUCAAUGGGAUGUAGACGUUGCAAAGUAUUUAUUGAAACUUGGAGCUGCAGUAGACAUGGCUGACAAGUAUGGCCGCACUCCUCUACAUGUUGCUGCAGCUAGUGACUACCCUCAGAUGAUCAAGCUGCUCAUUGACAGUGGAGCUGAUAAAGAGGCUAGAUCUAAGGAACAGCUUCAAACUCCUGUUCAUUUUGCUGCCCGGAAUGAUGCUUGCAAAUCCCUGGUCAUGCUCAUCAAACUUGGGUGUCAGUAUGAUGAUGUGAAGGACUACAAGGGCAGGACACCACUACAGCUGGCCGCCGAGCUGGAUCGAAGUCAUGCUGCCAGGUACCUGCUGGAGAAGAAGGCCUCUGCUGCUGCCAAGGACCACGAUGAACAGAAAACUAUAACAUGGAUGAUAGCCAAGAUGCCUCAAGUGGCUCAUGAAGCACUUGCACAGUUCCGACAGAUUGACAGCCAGAACAGGAAACAGCAUCAUCUGCUGCAACAUUUGGUGCCUGGCAAAAACAGGAAUACGCAUAGUCACUCACCUUUGCAAGUGGCGGUUUUGUACAAUCAGUUUCAUGUAGUCAAUCACCCCUGUAUGACACGUCUGCUCCAGGUGAUGUGGGACAGAUUUGGUCUAUUUGGUGCAUGCCUGAACCUCCUCCUCAACCUUGUGUACAUCCUGCUGUGGACUGUGCAGGGAGUCCUGAUAGAGUACGACCAGAGACACAUCUACACCUUGCCCCAGGACUGGUGGAGGAUUGCCCUCUUUGUAGUUGCUGUUGGCUUCACGGGGUGGCUGGUUGUGGAGGAGAUUCAGGAGUUCUACAGGUCAAGGAAAGCAAACAAGGAGUGGGUGGCGUCGAGGACACAGCAGAUAAAGAAGGACAUGAAGUUCUGUCAUCCAAGAUGGCCGGAGGAGGCAGAGUUCCUCAACCGGGAACUCCAGGAUCUGAACAGUCUCCAGUUGAAAUACUUCCAGGAUAAGUGGAACUACUUUGACUGGGUGUGCUACUUGCUGCUGAGUGUGUGUGUGGUCACCCACCUCGUGGACGUGGUGCAGCACUCGGAACUGCUGGCUCGAUGGCACAUCCGCAUCAUGUGCGUCACCAUCAUCCUCCUCUGGCUGCGACUCAUGAAGUGUGCUCGGGCUUUUACAGUUGUCGGUCCUUUCAUUGUGAUGCUGGGGCACAUGAUGACCGACCUCCUCCGAUUCCUCUUCCUCUUCCUGGAGUUCUACAUACCAUACGUGUGUGCCUUCUGGAUGAUCUAUGGUAGAGAUAAGGUGGAGGAGAAUGGCGAGGAGCUGGUCGAGGUGGAUGGGUUCAAGCAUCCCGGUGAAGUCUUCUUCAGCCUUUUCCAGCUCACAUUGGUGGAUGAGUACGACCUCGAGCACAUGCUGCAGGUGGAUUCCGUGAUGACGUACCUGCUGCUCACUACCUGGUUCUUCUUCUCAGCCAUACUCUGCCUCAACCUCUUCAUCGCCCUCUUGACCAACACCUUCCAGAUUGUUUAUGACAAUGCCAAGGCCAAUGCACUGAUGCAGAAGGCAAUAACCGUCCUCCACAUAUGGGAGGCGAUGUCCGAGAGACGACAGAACAAGUUUCUACAGCACAUUGCCCAAAAGUGCUCUCCCUUGAUUGAAUAUUAUGAUGAUGAUGUGACUGGAAAGAAUGAUGACCUCAAGAAGGUCACCAUGCAUAUAAAGGGUCAGAUGGACUUUCUACAGGAACGCUGGAAGGAAAGGUUCGGUGAUUCAGAAACUAUGGACGUGGAACAAGACCAGUCUCUGCAGGUCAACAGUCAGGUGCUGAGCAACAUGGUGUUCCACAGGGAGAUAUACCGUCUCCAGCUGACAUUACAGGACAUUCAGCACAAACAGCAGGCCAUGAUAGCAUCUCACAACCACGACAUGAAGACCAUCCUUGGGCAACUUGAGGGCCUUGUACAUCGGAACAGACCUUCUCCACCGGGAGAUGGCACUGAUGGUAACGUUGGCACAGAGGCUGAUACUGCUCAUACAAGUCCUCAGAAUGGUGAUGACUCCAACUCUCCAAGAAAGAAAAAGAGGAAGAAAAGAAACCACAAGUCUAUCGGUAUCCUGAGCCAUGAGGUGGAGGAAGAGCCUCACGUUCAGGACCGAGGGUCGGUGCCGGGUUUGACACGGAGCGGCACCUUCAGUAAACUGAGGAAGAGAGUGACAGUUAAUCUCAACACCAAUCUACUUGAUCUCACAGACUAGCAUCAUGCACAGAACUGAAGUACAAGUGGGAGACAACAUUUGCUACUGAUUGCGUCAGACAAAUUUAUCUCGUUUUCUGGGGAACAUAGUAUACAUGUCUCUUUUAUCUAGGGUAUCAUAUCAAGUUCCAUAAAUACCCUCGGCCCAGAGAUAAAACGUUGUCAAGGGAAACUAACUGUUCUUUCAUGGUUGAACCAAGCGUUGAUAUCACCAGUCAGUGACUAUGAUGUUGCAUACCGUCCCAAAUACAACUGGGAACACCUCAUAGGAUAAAGACUUACCUCCCCUUAUCUUAACACUCGGGAAAACGUCUAGAUUUUGAUGGAUGCAUGUACGAGACCACAAUUCUAAAAUUAGAUCUAUGCCAAACUCUUGUUCAAAAGAGUGAUUUUGAUUGGCUGUUGAUGAGUGGGAGAGAUUCUGUGCUAUUUGGUGAGGGUAUUUAGUAUAACAAUGUAUACGGAGAUUAUUCCCUGAAUAAAUGAGGAUGAUUCAGUUCUAUCCUGGUAUCUUUUCAGGUAGUCUUUGAAGAUAAUAUUUAACCAUCUUAAUGUUAUUUCUGCCAUAGCUUUUCCAUGAUCUUUUCUUAAACUAUGGCUUCACUGUAUUUACCUGGGAAUUACCUAACUCAGUUGUCACAGUAAACUGAACAAAGUCAGAACUGUUGUUUCUAUCAUGAAAAAUGUGUAACGUGAGCAGGAUUGAAAGUAUAAAAUAUUGUCCAAAAGUUGCCAAAUGUAGUCUCUGUGCCUUGAACGGUUUCAUUUUGUUCAAAGCUGGAAUUUAAAAAUUUCUUCUUAUAUUCAGAGGCAUUUUAAAUUGCAUUGUAACAAUGUACUGGUAUUUAAUACAAUCAUGUAAAAUUAAAUAUCAUUUUCGGUUCUGUUAUCAGUAAAAUACAAGUCACCUGUACCAAGCAUUACUGUAGUUACAUGAAAUGAGAACCUUUAAUUCCCAUUUGGGAAUUUUUACUGACUAUUGCUGCAGACUUUGGGCCGAAUAUCAGCCUCUGGGCAGGUCUAGAUAAAUCCCUGAUAACCUCUGUAUUCAAUUACUGCAAGGUAUAUUAACGAUCUGGUACCUGCAUAAUGUGGCAAGGUAACAUAGGUUGAUCUUUCUAUGGGACACUAACAGGCGUGAUGAUAUAAGGGAUUUGGUUUUUGUUCCAAAAUCUAGAAAGGAUAUGUGAAAUAACUGUGAUCUUAACAGUUUGUUCACUUAUUUA